Molecule: messenger RNA, 1569 nt
Organism: Lithohypha guttulata
Lineage: Eukaryota; Fungi; Ascomycota; Eurotiomycetes; Chaetothyriales; Trichomeriaceae
Gene: RET2
Product: coatomer subunit delta
Exons: 2
Coding region: 1-1569 (522 amino acids)
Biological process (GO): Golgi localization; endoplasmic reticulum to Golgi vesicle-mediated transport; retrograde vesicle-mediated transport, Golgi to endoplasmic reticulum
Cellular component (GO): COPI vesicle coat
Source: RefSeq, a predicted model, not a curated record
AUGGUGGUCCUUGCAGCCUCCAUUAUUACCCGGGGAGGAAAGGCUAUCCUGUCCAGACAGUUCCGCGAGAUCAACAGAUCGAGAGUCGAAGCACUGUUGGCGUCUUUCCCGAAACUGGCAGAUGCUGGCACUCAACAUACAACCGUUGAGCAGGACAAUGUCCGCUUCGUCUACCAACCACUGGACGAAUUGUACAUGGUCCUGAUCACGAACAAGCAGUCGAACAUCCUGCAGGAUAUAGAUAGCUUACACCUGUUUGCGCAGGUGGUCACCAGUAUUUGCAAGAAACUUGACGAGCGGGAGAUCCUUCGCAAUGCUUUCGAGCUGCUCAGCGCAUUCGACGAGCUCGUCACUAUGGGCUACAGGGAAAAUCUUACUAUGGCUCAGAUAAAGACCUUCCUCGAAAUGGAGUCUCACGAAGAAAGGAUACAGGAAAUCAUAGCUCGAAAUAAGGAACUCGAGGCAUCUGAGGAGAGAAAGAGGAAGGCUAAGCAAUUAGAGAUGCAGCGCAAAGAGGCUGCGAGAUCUGCCGCUUAUGGAAGAGGUGUCGCACCCAAAAUGCCACAAUAUCCUACAUACACUCCGCCGCCACAACCGACUGUCACAGAUUCGUAUGACAGCUAUCAAGCCGAGAAGAACAAAACUUUCAACAAACCACUGGCCUCGAGAGGUAAAGGCAUGCAGCUUGGCAAGAAAGGCAAGAACACAGAUAUCUUUGACAAGGUCAAGGCAGACCUUCCUGAAGUUGAAGAGCCAGUCGUGGCAGCUGCUACCACUGCUGCACCCUCUGCGUCUACAAAUAGAGUAUCACAGGACGUUGUUUCGGGCAACCCUAUCAACGUCACCAUUACUGAGUCUAUUUCGGCAAAACUUGGUCGAGAAGGAAAUCUUACUUCUUUCGAGGUCAAGGGCGAUUUACAGCUGAAGAUUACCGACCCUGCACUUACCAAGCUGAAUCUCUCUCUUUUAGCAAACGAAGGACCACUGAAGGCGCAAUUCAAGACACAUCCAAAUUUGGACAAGAAUCUAUUCACAUCCCAGAAAUUAAUCCAGCUCAAAGACACCAGCAAAAAAUUCCCCACAAACGCCUCUACAGCCGUGCUAAGAUGGCGAGCCACAGCGCCAGCCGAAACGCCAGACGUCCUACCCAUCAACUUCACAGUCUGGACCAACAAGUCAACAGAUGACAGCUACACCGUCACAGUCGAGUACCAAUUAGCAGAUGCUUACGCCGACCUGCCAGAGCCUGUUCUAUCAGAAAUGACCGUCACGAUACCAUACCAGACCUCAGAGCCUUCAGUCUCGAGUUUCGAUGCUCAAUAUUCAGUGACUGGUGACUCGCUGGAAUGGACUAUCGGUGCGAUAGACUCGUCCAAUAACUCUGGCAGCUUCGAGUUUGAAGCUCAAGCAGACGAUGACGGAGAGUUCUUUCCUAUGCAGAUACGGUUCGAUAUGGCGAAGCCAUAUAUCGAUGUAGACGUGCUAAGUGCUACGUUGCUUGACGAGGACGAAGCUGUAACAUUUGACAAGGUCGUCAGGACGAGGAGUGAUGGUAUUGUGAUAGAAUAG